Molecule: messenger RNA, 1935 nt
Organism: Teleopsis dalmanni
Lineage: Eukaryota; Metazoa; Arthropoda; Insecta; Diptera; Diopsidae
Gene: Tpst
Product: protein-tyrosine sulfotransferase
Exons: 7
Coding region: 437-1822 (461 amino acids)
Biological process (GO): peptidyl-tyrosine sulfation
Cellular component (GO): Golgi apparatus
Molecular function (GO): protein-tyrosine sulfotransferase activity
Source: RefSeq, a predicted model, not a curated record
CAAAACACAGAGCAGAAUUAGUAACAAAGCAUACAAAACCACCAAAGAACCCACAAAGCAAAAGCCAACAAUUUCCACAAGGGAAACUUCAUUAUAAAUAGGAAAAAAUUAUGAACAUUAUCCUUUAUCUAAAAUGUUAACACAAAACUGUACACAGCGUGCGCAACUUAAAGAUACAAGGACGAAAGUGUUCAUAAUUAAAGCCAGAAAACCAGACUUGAACACAAAGUGUUGAAGCAUAUAAAGGACCGGACCAGUUGUCAAUUGUUUUCACAACAGCAAAAACACGAAAAGACCUAAACCGGAAAUAAAUUUCAAACACACCUAAACCAAACACACUUAGGAAUAGAAACUAAACCACCUGACGACGUAAAUUAGUUUUAAUAAAUUUAAUUAGUAUUGUUCCGCUGCUGCGUUUAUCAAAACCAUAAUCAAAAUGCGUUUGCCUUAUCGUAAUAAGAAGAUUACCCUAUGGGUGAUGUUGGCCAUUGUUGUUGUCACAAUGUUCGUGUUCAAGUUCACUGAGCUGCGUCCUACAUGCUUCUUCAGGGAUGAAACACAGGACAAUUCACUCAUGGCAAGAGAAGAGAAAUAUGUUAUUGGCGAAAAUCAAAAAAUGUAUUCAUACAACCGAGAUAUGCCGUUAAUAUUUAUUGGUGGCGUACCAAGGUCAGGAACAACGUUAAUGCGUGCCAUGUUAGAUGCGCAUCCGGAUGUAAGAUGCGGUCAGGAGACGCGUGUAAUACCGCGUAUACUACAGUUGCGUUCGCACUGGAUGAAAUCUGAAAAAGAAUCACUGCGCUUACAAGAGGCAGGCAUAACAAAGGAAGUACUUAACAGUGCGAUAGCACAGUUUUCACUGGAAAUCAUUGCAAAACACGGUGAACCGGCGGCACGCCUUUGCAACAAAGAUCCGCUGACGCUCAAAAUGGGCUCCUAUGUGAUAGAAUUGUUUCCAAAUGCGAAAUUUCUUUUUAUGGUUCGCGAUGGACGUGCCACCGUACAUUCAAUCAUUUCGCGUAAAGUAACAAUAACAGGUUUUGAUCUUACAAGUUAUCGCCAGUGCAUGCAAAAAUGGAAUCAUGCUAUUGAAGUUAUGUACGACCAAUGCCAGGAUAUUGGUAAAGAGCGCUGCAUGAUGGUCUACUAUGAACAACUUGUAUUACAUCCAGAAGAAUGGAUGAGAAAAAUAUUAAAAUUUUUAGAUGUGCCAUGGAAUGAUUCUGUACUUCAUCAUGAAGAAUUCAUAAAUAAACCAAAUGGAGUGCCAUUGUCCAAAGUUGAGCGCUCAUCAGAUCAAGUGAUUAAGCCUGUAAACCUUGAAGCUCUUACAAAGUGGGUAGGACAGAUACCAGAUGAUGUGGUUCGUGAUAUGCCAGAUUUAGCGCCUAUGUUAUCGAAGUUGAACUACGAUCCUUACUCCAAUCCACCAGAAUAUGGUAAGCCAGAUGCUUGGGUUGAGGAUAAUACGUCAAAGGUAAAAGCCAACAAAAAGCUUUGGGAGAAUAAAGCAAAAGAAGUGUUACGAAUACUACCUCACGACAUUAAAGAAACUAAGUCGGACGAGGAUAAUGUCAAUGAUCCAUUUGCGCUUGCUCCUGACAACAACAAUAACAAUGACCUGCAACAACAAGUCGAUUAUGACGAUAGCAAUAAUGUUAACAAUAACAGAAAAAUAUCGAAGAAAAAGCAAAAGGAUAUAGUCAAUAUAAAACAGCUCAACAAAAUCAACAACUACAACAAUGAAAGCUACAAUCACCACCCACACAAUCAUAAUAAUGCCAACAAUGACAAUGCCAAUUCAAUAAGAGAACGAACAUGAUACACGCAACAACAAUACCAACAACAACAACAACGCAAACAUCAACAAGGACUGCACCAUAACCACAAACAGCAUCAGCAGCAACAACAACAGCAACAGAACGUACCAAUACC